Molecule: messenger RNA, 1551 nt
Organism: Zonotrichia leucophrys gambelii
Lineage: Eukaryota; Metazoa; Chordata; Aves; Passeriformes; Passerellidae
Product: serine/threonine-protein kinase PAK 3-like
Biological process (GO): regulation of MAPK cascade; protein phosphorylation; regulation of axonogenesis
Cellular component (GO): cytoplasm
Molecular function (GO): ATP binding; protein serine/threonine kinase activity
Source: RefSeq, a predicted model, not a curated record
AUGGAAGGCCUCAGUGCCAGAGCAGUCCUAGGGGUUGCUCAGAUCAGGAGCAUCCUCCUGAUUGUGGCCUUGUCAGCGUGUAGCUGCACACUGACAGGAGUCUUGGUUGGAGUAAACUUGAAGCACAGUGCUACAAUGAUUGAGCAACUCGCUGCUGUAGUUUGCACCAUGUAUGGCACUGUUUAUUCCGCCUAUUUCAUUACCAGCCUGGCAAGUCACCUGAAGCGUGUAUUCAGAGGUGCUGAUCCUGAGAUCACAGAACCAACAGCAGUCUCUCCUCUGGCUCCCUCUGCUCAUGGAGAGGAGGCCGAAGAGGAGGCAGAUGAGGUGGAUGAGCGCCAGCCUCCAUCAGUGCUCACACCACAGCCUGAACAUUCUGAGCCAGUGCUUCUAGAGAAAGAGCAGGAGCACACUGCCUCAUCUGAGCUGCCAUGCCAGACUCAGGGAGAGCUGUUCCCUGCCCGAGAGCAGGAAGAGCAGCGCAGGCAGCAGGUGGAAGAGCCACAGGAGAAUGGCCAGAACAUCAAGGCAGAGCCACAAGCAGAGCUGCCCGAAGCUCAGAGUGACAUCAUGGCAGUGAAGAGAAAGAACAAGGAAGACAUGGGAAGAAUUCAAGAGGAGAAUCUCCAUCAGCAGAGGGGUGAUCAACAAAACCAGGUGAAUGAAAGAGUGGCAGCCACUCCACUCAUGAAAUGUCCUCUCUUUUGUUUGUUAGAGAACAUGAAGGAACAGCUGGAUGCAGAGCUUCAGACAGCUCACAGUAUGAUCAAGGCAAGGCAUAAGCGGCUGGAGGAAGAAAUGAAAAUCAUCAGAGAGAAACUCAAUUGCUUCCGUCAGUCUCUGCAAAACCAAGUGGCAAUAAAAAAAAUAAAUCUUCAAGGAGUGAGAAGGAAGGAGCUAACCUUUAAUGAAAUAAUGAUCAUGAAGAGAUAUAGGAGUCCCAAUGUUGUGAAUUAUUUGGACAGCUACCUUCUGGGCGAGGAACUCUUGCUGGUUAUAGAGUACAUGGAUGGAGGUGUCCUGACCAAUAUCAUCAGCCAGACCUGCCUGUCUGAAGAUGAGACAGCAGCCAUCAGUCGGGAGUGCCUGCAAGGACUGGAUUUUCUUCAUUCAAACGAUGUGAUCCAUCGAGACGUGAAGAGCGACAACAUCCUUCUCAAAACCGACGGUUCUGUCAAGCUGGCUGAUUUUGGCCUCGCUACUCAGCUCACCCCUGAGCAGAGCAGACGGUGCUCUCUGACCGGGACUCCUUGGUGGAUGGCGCCUGAAGUGGUGACAGGUCAACCAUAUGGCCCCAAAGUGGACAUAUGGUCUUUUGGAAUUGUGGGAAUUGAAAUGAUAGAACAAGAACCUCCUUACUUGAGCAAAAGUUCUGGCACGGCUACACACCUGAUAGCCACAGUAGGGACUCCACAGCUGCGGCAGCCCAAGCUCCUCUCGGCUUUGCUGCGUGACUUCCUGAGCUGCUGCCUGCAGACAGACGAGGAGCAGCGCUGGUCUGCCAAGGAGCUCCUGCAGCAGUCCGUGGCCCUUGACCUGAAGUCCAGCUAG